GCUCAUUGUUCUCUCGUUUGCUCCAUCACUACCUGCCACAACGCUUACGCGCAAACAUGCCACCAAGAAGAUCCAAACGAACAAAGCCCUCUUCCGCUGCAGCUGGGGUCACUGCCAAAACCGAGGCUCGAUGGAAGAAUGUACGCGGUCGACGGGGCGGAUUGAAAGACAUGCUGAAUAUGCCCAUGGACAUUGUUCAAGAGAUAUGCUUGUAUCUCCACCCCCACGACCUGCUGAAUCUCUCUCGCACGACGAAGUCCUUUCACGUCUUCCUCAUGAAGAGAAGCUCCGCAUAUCUGUGGAAGGGUUCAUUGAAGAGUGUUGAAGGUCUGCCCCCAUGCCCGAAGGGCUGGAUUGAACCUCUGUGGAUAUCCCUUGUCUUUUCUCCGUAUUGCACGGAGUGCGGAGUAGGAAAGGCUACGACAGUCCAUUGGACAUUUCUUGCCCGUUUCUGUGCAAGCUGCAGGAAAGACAUGGUUGUUGCAAAAAACAAGGUGCAUACAAUCCUCGACGAUACACAGUGGCGAUACUUCGGCUAUAUAAACUCGACGGUAUUCCUUGAGGCAACGGUCACCGGUUUCAAUGCACUAUGCUAUCUGCAGUCACAAGUCUUCAAAUAUGUCGACCAGUUCGGGAAGUUAUAUGCGUCUGGGAAGUGGGAAGAGGCCCGAAAACUUGCAAACAAGCAUGCCCAGCGAGCGAAGCUCUCCCGAGAGUAUGCGGCUUCGUGCCACAAAUGGGCCGCAAAUGAAGAACGCAUGCGGAUUGCAGAGGCAGAGUCUGUCAUCCGUGAACGCCUAGACGACAUUGUCGCAAGAUUGCGGGCACUCAAUUGGGGGCCCGAGCUUGAUUUCAUACAGACUCGGAACUAUACACCGCUCUCGGAGCACAAACUAGUGAGAGUCGCAAAGAGGCUCACCGACCGAGUCUGGCAGAAUAUGCAAGACGAGAUCGUAAGAAGCAUGGACAGCAUACGUCAAGAGCGGCUAGAGCACGAGCAUCGAUCCCUCUUGACAGCGCGGUGGCCGAUCCUCGAAAGUGCGGGGGGAGAGCUGUUGCACCGAUAUAUCGGUGAUCAUCCUGAGUUGUCAGCUUAUGGGCUGUACAUCGCCGACUUUGCGCUACUCAAAGAGGUCCGCGAAGUCAUGUGCACGCCCGCAAACGAGAUCGUGGACGAAGCAAGUUUUCUUGCUUUGGAGGGUCAGAUGGACACGAUGGUCGAGAGAUGGCGGGCGCGCAUCUGCAAACAGCUCCGUGGGCUGUUCAUCAAACACAAGGUCAAGACGCCUCGAGGAAUGAAUCCGCUUGACCUCGCUACAACGGUGUUCGACUUGAAUCCCUACGGCUAUACCACAGUCGCAACAUUCCCCUCCGUUCUGACAUACAGCGACACUGUGCGCUACCCCUGUACGCCGAAGUCCCGACGGAGCACGUACGAGCAGUUCGUUUACGAACAAGAGGGUGUGGAUUCCGAGUUCACGAGCGACAAGAUCAAGCCUAAAGAGCCCAAUGACCACAUGCGAAGGGUCAUACAGCUCUGCGGCAAGAAUCCGGAGACCGCAACGGCAAAGGAGAUGGAUGCGUUGGACAUACGGUUGGUAAGCGAGCCUUCGGACGUGGUCGUGACGUGGCUUGGUGCCAUGUUAAAGGCUGCCGCUCCCGGAGCCCAUGCGCACAACUGGCGGCGAGCGACUGCAGAUGAAACCGUCAAAACUAAAGACGUUGAGUCGCAUAUGUUGGCGCACCACAGCAUAUGGACGUGCACGAAAUGUGAGGCGUCGCCCAUUCCAGCGUCCCGAGACGCAGUACAGGAUCAUCUUCGUGACACACACAAGAUUGGAUUGACGGCCAUCGUGGAUGGAGAUAUCGAGAUGAAUGUGACCCUGGCAAAUGCAGAACUAGCGAGUCUCCAUGUCGCCUUAAGUAGGGUACUAGGUUGAACGCGAUGCCGCAGAGCACGGCCAUGCGGCAUGGGGCCUUUAGCUGCCAUUCGGCUCGUGGGCAGAAACCCGCGCACUGUACAGUAUAUUGAUUUGACAAGAAACCCGGAACUUCGCUUGACUUGGACCAGAGCUUACUGUACAUCAGAUGUAUCGUUUGCUUGUAAUACACUGUAGCAUCGACUAAUAGCUAUGCAUACUUACUACUCCGUCUAUCGAGUUCAAUGAUUACUUCACAGUCAUUCCGCCUUUCAUUCC
Rhodofomes roseus is the source of this 2198-nucleotide messenger RNA. RefSeq lists its product as uncharacterized. The transcript is spliced from 10 exons. The record is from RefSeq and is a predicted model, not a curated record. The coding region runs from base 57 to 1940 and encodes 627 amino acids. NCBI's taxonomy places the organism in Eukaryota, Fungi, Basidiomycota, Agaricomycetes, Polyporales, Fomitopsidaceae. Gene Ontology annotation, molecular function: protein binding.